Messenger RNA from Chlorocebus sabaeus (green monkey), 3789 nucleotides. NCBI's taxonomy places the organism in Eukaryota, Metazoa, Chordata, Mammalia, Primates, Cercopithecidae. The record is from RefSeq and is a predicted model, not a curated record.
GUACGACUCACGGUUGCUAAGAGACGGAGCUUCCACAAACCAGAACCAGAUAGAGGUUCUCCAGCUUUUCUUCGAUUGUCUCUGCUUUAGCGUCUCUAAAUCCGGUCACCAUGUCGGACCCCGAAGGCGAGACCUCGCGAAGCACCUUUCCCUCUUACAUGGCGGAAGGCGAGCGGCUCUACCUGUGCGGAGAAUUCUCUAAAGCCGCUCAGAGCUUCAGCAACGCUCUUUACCUUCAGGAUGGAGACAAGAACUGCCUGGUUGCUCGCUCAAAGUGCUUCCUGAAGAUGGGAGACUUGGAGAGAUCCCUGGAGGAUGCUGAGGCUUCGCUCCAGAGUGACCCAACUUUCUGUAAGGGGAUUUUACAAAAGGCUGAGACACUGUACACAAUGGGAGACUUUGAGUUUGCCUUGGUAUUCUAUCAUCGAGGCUACAAGCUGAGGCCUGAUCGGGAAUUCAAAGUUGGCAUUCAGAAAGCCCAGGAAGCCAUCAACAACUCAGUGGGAAGUCCUUCUUCCAUUAAGCUGGAGAACAAAGGGGACCUCUCCUUCUUAAGCAAGCAGGCUGAGACUAUAAAAGCCCAGCAGAAGCCUCAGCCCAUGAGACACCUCUUACACCCUACCAAGGGAGAGCCCAAGCGGAAGGGCUCACUCAAGAGUGAGAAGACUGUUCGCCAGCUUCUGGGGGAGCUCUACGUGGACAAAGAGUAUCUGGAGAAGCUCCUAUUGGAUGAAGACCUGAUCAAAGGCACCAUGAAGGGCGGCCUGACUGUGGAGGACCUCAUCAUGACGGGCAUCAACUACCUGGAUACUCACAGCAACUUCUGGAGGCAGCAAAAGCCGAUCUAUGCUAGGGAGCGGGACCGGAAGCUGAUGCAAGAGAAAUGGCUGCGGGACCACAAACGCCAUCCCUCACAGACAGCCCAUUACAUCCUCAAGAGCCUGGAGGACAUUGACAUGUUGCUCACAAGCGGCAGUGCUGAAGGGAGUCUUCAGAAAGCCGAGAAAGUGCUGAAGAAGGUACUGGAAUGGAAUAAGGAAGAGGUUCCCAACAAGGAUGAACUGGUUGGAAACUUAUAUAGCUGCAUAGGGAAUGCCCAGAUUGAGCUGGGGCAGAUGGCGGCAGCCCUGCAGAGCCACAGAAAGGACCUGGAGAUCGCCAAGGAAUAUGACCUUCCUGAUGCAAAAUCCAGAGCCCUUGACAACAUUGGCAGAGUUUUUGCCAGAGUUGGGAAAUUCCAGCAAGCCAUUGACACGUGGGAAGAAAAGAUCCCUCUGGCAAAAACCACCCUGGAGAAGACCUGGCUGUUCCAUGAGAUUGGCCGCUGCUACUUGGAGCUGGACCAGGCCUGGCAGGCCCAGAAUUAUGGCGAGAAGUCCCAGGAGUGUGCCGAGGAGGAAGGGGACAUCGAGUGGCAACUGAAUGCCAGUGUUCUGGUGGCCCAGGCACAAGGCCUUGGACGAUGCCAACAAGGGUAUCAUCGGAGAAUUGAGGAAAACCAACUACAUGGAGAAUCUCAAAGAAAAGAGCGAGGGAGGUGAGUUCCUGAACUCUGAAAAGGCAACUUCAGCAUUCUCUCUCUGCUUUCUCUUCCUCUAGUCCGAGACACACGUGACAGCAGCUCCCCCGUCUGGGAGCUUGGCACUGCCCACCAUGGAUUCUGAUUUCAGUGCUACCAGCAGCCCUAGCCUAUCUCUGGGGCAGUAGAGGGCGAGGUUUCAGGCCACCAUGGGCUGGACUGUCUGACCCCAGAGCGCACUCAUUUCUCUCUUCAACUGAUUCAUCAAGUAUAUGUUGAGCACUUGUCAUGUACCUGGAAGUUGUUAGAUUCUGGGAAGACAGAGGCACAUCCCUGCCCUGGAGGAGCCCAUGGCCCUUUGGGCAAGGCUGACCAGUGGAGUUGUCAGCUGCUGGGCUCCUGCAUGCAGGUGCUACACCGAGGUGGAGGUGUGCUGCCAUGAGGGUGCAUGCAACGGGACGCGGGCUCCUCUGGGGAGGCAGAGGAGUCUUCGACGAGGAAGAAUCAUCUACCUCCAACUCCAAAAGAUGCCCAGGAGUUUUCCAGGAGAGAGGUGGGAGAAGAAAGGCAUUUCCAGCAGGGAACAGCAGGACCAAAGGCACAGAGACAGAAUAACAGUAGCUACCCUUUGGGGGCUCUUACUUAGUGCCGGGCACUGGGUUAAGCACCAGACAGGAGUGAUCUUGUUGGUCUUUACCCCGCUAGGAGGUGUAGGUGCUAUGGGGGGAAACGGAGGCUGAGUGAGGUGAGUGCUCUGUCAGAGUCAUGUAGCUAGGGAGGGGUGACUUGGGGCCCCACUCUCCCCACUACGGUGCUGCUCUCGGGCCAGCAGUGUGAUGGGCAGGUGCAGAGGGACACGAGGUGCAGAGGCUGCCUGGCAGCUGUGCCUUACCACAUUCUUUCUCACAAGGUCUCCAGGGAGUAAAGAGGCCUUUGGCCCCUGCCUUUGGGCUCUCCUUUCCUGCAGGGUGGGAGUGAGGGAAGGAGAAGCAGAAGAUGGCUGAGCAGCCCUAUCCCACUGGAGAGGGGCCUAGAGGAGCAGAGGUGUUAAGCGCAGUAGCCGACCCCCAUUCAUGUUUUCUGCAGGCCAGGCAUUCUUCCAAAGGCUUGGUGCGCAUGGACUCAUCCUACCCGUAUCCGUUGAGGAACACUAUGAAGGAAGUGUUAUUAGCUUGACUUUAUGGAGGACAUGGAGGCAGAGGGGUCAGAGGCUACAGUGGUUUUCAGUCUUGGGCGAUCUGCUCUAGAAGCCAUGCGUCGGCCGGUGCCACACUGUUUCUAGUGACACAGACAGCCUUUUCCUGCCCCAGUCUCCGGAGCUCUGACUCCAGCCAGACUGUGGUGAACAGAGCCGGGGCUGGGGGCCUGGGAGGCCACAGCCCAGUGCAGAUUCUUGGCUGCAGCCCUCCAGGCUGCAAGGCUGACAUCCUCUCUGGUCCAGGUAGGGCAGCGGGAGGUUUCUGGGCACCUGAGCAGCCAGAUGACAGCCCUUUAUUAUCCAGCACCUGUUCUGUGGUGGCUGGACCCCCUCAGAGGGGCUCUGUCUCCGCCCCCACAUGCCCUUUGAGCUGCUCUGAGAAGCCACAGGAGCAACCGCUGUGGAGAGAGACUGCGGGGAAGCAGCCAACACCCCAAUCUCCCUGCCUUGGCCUGCGUCCUUGUGCCUGGAGAACUGCCGGGCACUUCCCUCUCAUAACAGCAGGUGGCAGCAUUGCAUCUGUUUUCACCUCCAAAGGGCUGUGAUCCCUGAGACCGGAGACCCUCUGCAGACACCUCAGUGGUUGCCAGGAGAAGAACGUAAGGGAGAUGCAGAAGGGGAUGUAACUUUUCUCCAUAACUGAUUAAAAAACAAACAAACAAACAAAAAAACAACAUUUAGGAGCAAGGAUCCCUUUGCCUGUAAAAUAACUCAUCAGCUGAACUUUUUUGUUAGCAGCUUAUAUCUUUAUUGGAAACCUAUCUUUUUUCCUAUGUUUUUUCCUAUAUUUUCAUAGGAAACCUCCCAACAAAUAAUGAAUGUGUCAGAAUGAAGAUGCUGGAGAAAACCCUUCUGUCGUUUGCCAGCACCUAUGCUAUUUCUUGUAGAGAAAAGAGAAGGUGCUCUGGGGUCAGACUGUCUUGGGUUCAAAUUCUGGCUCUGCCAUUUCUUACUUGCAGUGUGACCACUGUGUGAUUUCUUUUUCUUUUUUUUUUGAAACGGAGUCUUGUUCUGUCAUCCAGGCUGGAGUGCAGUGGUGCAAUCUCGGCUCACUGCAACCUCCACCUCAGCC